Messenger RNA from Strongylocentrotus purpuratus (purple sea urchin), 3865 nucleotides. RefSeq names its product lysophospholipid acyltransferase 7-like. Gene Ontology annotation, cellular component: mitochondria-associated endoplasmic reticulum membrane contact site; membrane. Gene Ontology annotation, biological process: phosphatidylinositol biosynthetic process; lipid modification. Gene Ontology annotation, molecular function: lysophospholipid acyltransferase activity. Bases 76 to 1503 code for a protein of 475 amino acids. The transcript has 7 exons. The record is from RefSeq and is a predicted model, not a curated record. NCBI's taxonomy places the organism in Eukaryota, Metazoa, Echinodermata, Echinoidea, Camarodonta, Strongylocentrotidae.
GGAAGAAUCAGCGGAGUGAACGGCAUGCCCUUCUAAAAUCUUCCUCAAAACAAAUAAAUAUUAACAGCUAACAUUAUGUCGGCAGACGAACUCAUCUACCUUCUCAUGCUGCUUAUAUCUAUAGCUCUUGGACAUCUCGUUAAACACACAAAUGGGGUAAAAAACAAGCAAAAUAUUUGCACUGCAGUGGGCACCUGUCUCGUCUUGAUUCUGUGCAGAGGGCAGAGUUACCAUUCCAUUUUUGCUACAGUCGUGAAUGCACUGAUUAUCAAAGCAGUAGGUCCAAGGAAAUGUCACAAAUGGAGUUUCAUCUUUUCCUUCACCUAUCUGGCUUUCUUCCGGGCAGCAGGAUAUUUUGGACUGGAAAAACCAACAUCAUUCUCUAAUGUUGUACAGCUUCUCCUAACUCUAAAGUUGAUUGGUGUAGCCUUUGAGAUCCAAGACUCCUUCAUGAUCAAGCAAGCUGCUUCAUCCAAGGAACAAGAGGAGGGAAAGGCAGGGAAGACCAAACGAUUUGUGCCAGUCAUUGAAGAACCAUCUGUCGAGGAACUCUUCCACUAUUGCUUCUGUUUUGUUGGACUCCUGACAGGUCCAUACUACAAGUACAAGACCUACUAUGACAUGCUCCACCAUCCCAACUCUGCAUCUCUGCCGAGCAUUGGACCCAUUCUGGAUCGCAUCAAGGUACUUCUACCGGUCGGAUUGAUCUUCCUCGUCUCCUCACACUUCUACACCGUGGAGUACAUGAAAGAAGAUGCAUUCUAUGAGAACAGCUACUGGUACAGGACAUUCUACAUGGUGCCCAUCUUCGUGGUCUUCCGUACUCGCAUGUACUCUGCCUGGCUUCUCUCUGAGUGUGUUUGUAUGAGUGCUACUCUGGGAGCCUACCCUAAGAUACUCAAGACCAGAUGUGGGCAGGGUCCUACCAUUGAUCCCAAAGAAGUGAGUGAACAGGACCUAGCGCGCUCUGAUUAUGACUACGAGACGAUCCAUAACAUCAGUGCUUACAUGUGCGACUCAACGACAACAUUCCGAGAUGGCAUGAGAUGGUGGAACAUGUCUGUCCAAUGGUGGCUCAAGAACUUCAUCUAUGUCCGAUGUCCCCUCAGAGCAUGGAGCACCUCUGCUACCAUGCUGGUGAGUGCAUUCUGGCACGGCAUCCACCCAGGUUACUACCUGAGCUUCCUCACCGUCCCCCUGGUCCUAUGGGCCGAAGACCUCCUCAUCAAGGCCUUCCGCAGCGAGCAGAACAAGAUCACCUUCGACUGGAUCAACUGGUUCCUGCGGAUGAGGGCGUUUGAUUACCUAGCCUGCGGUUUUCUUCUCCUCAGCUGGGAGGCUGUGACUGGGUACUGGGCGUCGACUUACUUCAUCGUACACGUGGUGACGUUUAUAGGCAUCGCGAUAGGGCUGCAGAAUCUACCAAAGUCGAGGAGGAAAGCGGAAGAUUCGGGUAGGGCUGGUGUUGAGGGUUCUUCCUCAACAAAUUCUGAAAGGAAUUGACCAGGUAUAUUUUUCUAUCAAAGAUUUAGCUUCAUAUGUAUUUAUAAUAUUGUUUAUCAGUGCAGUAUUAGUUAACAUUGAUAACAAACUAAGGGCAGUGUCAUUUCCAUUUAAUGGACGCUUUCUAUUGAUGCCAACCUGAGUAUAUCGUGUCCUAAUCAUCAUUAUUUUAGGGUCUGUAAGACCAAGAGAUAUUCGUUAUCUCACAACUCCUCACAAAUUCAAUUUAUGUUAAGAUUCAAUGUAGUCAUCAUUCAAAUAUUACAAUUCUGUGACCAACCUUUGCACUUUCGAUUCCAGUGGACUAUGAAUCAGGAAUUAUAUUUUUGUAUAUAGGGAUUGAAAUAUUUCUCUUUGUCAAUACCAAUGUGUAAUAUUAUUCAGGCUUGUAUGUACUGUGGCUGACUUCCUGCAAGCCUAAGAUAAGAUCAUUUUCAUCAUUGAGUAAUAAUGAUAAUCAUGAUAAUCAAAGUGUUAAUUAGCCUUGCAUAACACACAUAUUUAUCUGCUAUAAUGCCUUUGUAGAUCUAUUCCUUGCCUUAUGUGCAUAUGCAUACCCAUUCCUGCUCUUGACAACUUGUACUCGCUCGAGGUAUUACUUCAUUCAGUAGCGAUUAGGUUUUUUGGUGUUCAAUACUGACUAACAUUGUUUUGAUUACCAAAUCCUUGAUUAUUUUUUACCAGGGGAAGGGGGGUAUAAAGUGGCUCAUUCUUUUAAAGGCAAUUUUUUAGAUGUGUGUAGAGAAAACUUUGAACCCAAAGGAACAUGCACCAUCCUCUAUUGCUCAAUAGAAGAUUUGCUAAUGGACUUUUAAACAAACUUUACUUCCUGUACUUAUUGCCCUUUUUCCUAGAAUUCCGCAUAGUUCUACUUUUAGGUCAGUGUUUGAGAAUAUUGUGCAUUUGAAUGUUUGCCACAUAGCCACAGCUGCUGCUUUGGGCACAGCCGAUGUAGCGACUUACCGUGGCAACCUCUACACGUUGUGUGGUCCCUAUCGUGAAAUAUUGAUCGCUUGGCGAAGAAGUUUAAAGCUAUACACACUCCCAAUGCCUUGCUCAGGGCUUUUCUCCUUGAAGUUUUUCUCUCCAGAUCUUCACCAUUUAACAUUGCACACAUUCUCCUCUCGUCAUCUUGAUCAAUCUGUACUUUUUUUUUCUCUGAAAGAUGAAGAGAUGGAUCUAUUUUGUCUGGGUCAUUCCUCCCACCAUCUUCAUUGGCAGCUGCCAUUUUGAAGACUUUUGAAGAAAUUUUGCGCAUACCCCAAAUUUAUUGCAAAUUUGCAAUUGAUUGCAAGACUUGAGCUAGAUUGUUGCACUUAAUAACAGCUUGAUAUCGAGCGCAACUCUCUCUUGCAACCGGAUUGAUCAUAAUUUGCUAUCAAUUGCAAAUGUAAAAACUUAUCGCAAGACUUACGCUUGAUUUUGGAGAUUUGCAAUUAAUGGCAAUUUUCUUGCAACACCCCAUAAGACUUGUGUUACACAGACCUUCUAUGCCUGCGCCGGUUCAAUUAAUUAAAGAUUAGUAAAUACGGAGAUGCAUUAAAAUACAUAAGUCUGAGACAUAUAUUUUGUGCCAAUGAUUCCAAAGAGGUAUUUAUUAGUAUUCAGUGUCAAAGGUACACCGAUAAUAAAUUUCCAGUGUGACAAUUGGCAUUUUCGAUUUCAAACAAAAAAUUCUUACAAAAUAGCUUACAUGCAAAGCUUUACAAUGUGUUGUACAGGUAUACAAUAAAUGAUAGAGAAGAAGCAAAGUAAACUACACUGUACGGUAGAAAAAUAUCAAGGAAUAGAAGAAAAGAAUACCGGUAGAUGUUCAUAUAAAGUACAAAUGAUAAAACAUGAGCCGUCCUUCAAUAAGUACUAAAUACAUUUGACCAGGCAGAGGGCGUUGCCUGAACAACUGACAGCAGUCCCAACUCUUGUCCCGAGGGAAAUUGAAGUGGAACCAUGGUGGAACUCUGUUAAGAUACAAAAUCAAGGCAGGUCUUAGAAAGCUGCAACAUAGUUAACUUCUGGGGGAAGUUACAUUACAUGUCUAUCUGCCUUGAAGUCGAAACUUGCUCUCAAAGGGAGAACCAAUCUUCUUCCCAAACCAGGUAAACAAACCCACCAUUCCCUUCCCCAUGACAAAGGAGUACCAGUAAAUGUACCCACUGGUCAUUCAUGAUCUAUGUAUUCUCCAAAUUAAGGAGGGGUCUGGGUUUAAGACAUAAGCAAGUUCUAUAGAACAGGGGUCUCUUUGUUCCUGUCUUUGUUUCACCAGUGGCAUAUACCAGAGAGGUGGGCUAAACAUACGCAUGAUUUAAAGUGACAAUUCAAAGAGGGGUUCAACAAUUUAAAGUAAUAUAGGCUUACUCAAAAA